AUAAGACUUGUGGGGCCUGUGGCAGUGCCGGAAGUAGUCCUUCGUCGUCGCGGAGGCAUAUACGUUUUGGGUUAAUUCGCCAACUUCCUUUUUACUGUGGCCGCCAUAGCGUGAGGAGCGUGGUCCCCGGCGAGCCGAAAAAAAUUAGGAAAGAUGGCCUGUGCCCGACCCCUCAUCUCGGUUUAUUCCGAGAAAGGAGAAUCUUCAGGCAAGAAUGUUGUCAUGCCUGCUGUGUUCAAGGCUCCAAUUCGCCCAGACAUUGUGAACUUUGUGCACACCAACAUGCGCAAAAAUAGUCGCCAGCCCUAUGCAGUCAGCGAGCUGGCAGGUCACCAGACCAGUGCAGAGUCUUGGGGCACAGGAAGAGCUGUGGCCCGUAUCCCUCGUGUGAGAGGUGGUGGUACCCACCGCUCUGGCCAGGGAGCUUUUGGAAAUAUGUGUCGUGGAGGCCGCAUGUUUGCCCCCACCAAGACCUGGCGCCGCUGGCACCGCAGGAUCAACACAACCCAGAAGCGCUAUGCCAUCUCCUCUGCCCUGGCUGCCUCUGCCAUUCCUGCCCUCGUUAUGUCCAAAGGACAUCGCAUUGAGGAGAUUCCCGAGGUCCCACUGGUGGUGGACGACAAAGUUGAGGGCUACAAGAAGACCAAGGAGGCCGUUCUGCUGCUGAAGAAGCUUAAAGCCUGGAAUGACAUCAAAAAGGUCUAUGCCUCCCAGCGCAUGCGUGCCGGAAAGGGUAAGAUGAGAAACCGCAGACGUAUCCAACGCAAAGGUCCGUGCAUCAUCUACAACCAAGACGCCGGUGUCACCAAAGCCUUCAGAAAUAUCCCAGGCAUCACCCUGCAGAACGUGAACAAACUGAACCUCCUGAGGCUCGCCCCUGGUGGUCAUGUCGGCCGCUUCUGCAUCUGGACUGAGAGCGCUUUCCGCAAGUUGGAUGAGCUGUACGGCACCUGGCGCAAACCUGCCUCCCUGAAGGUGGAUUACAACCUUCCAAUGCACAAGAUGACCAACACAGACUUGAGCAGGAUUUUGAAGAGUGAGGAGAUCCAGAAAGCACUUCGUGCACCUAACAAGAAGAUCAACCGCAGAGUUCUGAAGAAGAACCCACUGAAGAACCUGAGGAUAAUGCUGAAAUUGAACCCCUACGCCAAGACAGCAAGACGUCAUGCCAUCCUUCUGCACGACCCCACUAUCAAGGCCAAGAUGCUGAAACCCAAGAAGAAGAAGCCAGUGAAGAAGGCAGCACCUGCAAAGGCCAAGGAAUAAAUCUGUCCAUACAGACUGUGGGGCUCACUGAUGACAUAAAUAAAAUUGUUUCAAAUACA
Molecule: messenger RNA, 1325 nt
Organism: Myripristis murdjan (pinecone soldierfish)
Lineage: Eukaryota; Metazoa; Chordata; Actinopteri; Holocentriformes; Holocentridae
Gene: rpl4
Product: ribosomal protein L4
Exons: 10
Coding region: 154-1266 (370 amino acids)
Biological process (GO): translation
Cellular component (GO): ribosome
Molecular function (GO): structural constituent of ribosome
Source: RefSeq, a predicted model, not a curated record